AUGAGGAACCUCGUUGAAACAGGGGAAGAUCCCCCCUUCCAGGAGAGCGGAUCUGAACUGGAUGAAGAAGAAGAUGAGAACGACAACACCCAAGAGCUGGAAUUCGAGGCGCCUGAGGAUCUCUGCCAACUUGAAGAAAUCAAGGAAGUGAAACGUUUGGUGGCCAGAUUUGGCCCCCCAGGGCGGUAUUUUGGCAAGAAAACUUCAACUGAAAAGGCUGAUGAUACCGCCGAGGCGCUUGAACCCUUUGGAAAUUAUAGAAGGGGGAGCAAAAGGGCCGCGGCUUGGACAGCCCAGGACGCGUUGUACACCGGCUUACGCGAGUUUGCACGAGCCGGAGGCCGUCUCAACGAUGAAGGAAUUAGUCUGAUUCGGGAGGAUCCUUACUACCCUUUGUGGCGAGAAGUGGCUCUAGUUAUUAUCAACGAAUACCGCUCAAGAGUCAAACACAGCCACAAACAAGGAAAACCACGAUCCCAGGCAGAAAUCGGCCUAAUACGACGAAUCAAAAACAAGGCCAAGAACGCCGUGGUAGGAUGGCAUAAUAACGGUCGAGUUGAGAUUCGCGGACAAUCAUAUCCAGCAAAUUCCGAUACAGUUUUGCCUAGUCGCGCGCAGGUUCUCGCCACUAGAUAUCUUGAUAAACUAGGAUCAGUCAACGGUACACUUUUUGGAGACCUAUAUUCCCUCGGGCGCCAUGACCUGGGGUUCGUCACGCUAUCCAACGAUCAAAAAGUGGGAGGUAUCGCCGUGGUGGCUGAAUCCCCCGCCGCGAACGCUGAGAUUAAGAACAUCAAGGAUGAAAUCGCCUCAAUGAAAAUUAGGGUUGCUCAAGAAUUCUGUAAGCAAACUAAUCUUAUCAAUGGGAAGGCUAAAGAGUCGAAAGAGGCGGCGGAAAACGCCAGAGAAUAUACCGAAACUGAGAUCGGUAAACUAAACGCCAACAUAAAAACGAAAACGGAUAACCUUGGUAAAAGAAUUAAAGAAAGUUUCGCCCUCAGAGACAAAGAAAUUGACCAAUUGAAGGAAGAAAAUAAGAAAUUGGGCGAAGAAAACCUCAAAUUAAGUAAAGAAUUCGCCAAGCUUCUAAAAAUCGUUAACAAGAUAAAGGGUGGGAUAGAGAAAAAGCGCCCUCAAGAUGAGGAUAAAGUUUCUCCGCCCCCCAAAAAGCCCAAGCCGUCAAAACCAUCGCCAGGAAAAGGGAAAACGGCGGGGGAAGCGGCGGGCAAAGCAACAGGAAAAACGACGAAGGGAGAGUCGAAAUCUGCAAGUCAGCCACCAGAAGAAGAAGAAGAAGAAGAAGAGGAUUUUAUUUGGUAA
Molecule: messenger RNA, 1320 nt
Organism: Metarhizium robertsii ARSEF 23
Lineage: Eukaryota; Fungi; Ascomycota; Sordariomycetes; Hypocreales; Clavicipitaceae
Exons: 1
Coding region: 1-1320 (439 amino acids)
Source: RefSeq, a predicted model, not a curated record